AUGUUGACAAGAGAGAAAGAGUAUUGGUUUUUUGGGUUUGGGACUAAUGGUUACGUUCAAACCAACAAGUUGUUCGUGAGGCCUAGGAAUGUUGGCAAAUGCUUUGAUGAUGGUCAGGGAACCGCCGGUUUAUCCAAGAAACCCAACAAAGACAUUCUUGAGAAUGACUGCAAGCGUCAGAAUCAUCUCAAGCUUGCUGUGCUUGAAGACGAGCUUUCUGAUGCUGAGAUUGCUCAGCGGCUUGAGGAGGCAAGGUUGAAUUUUGAAGCUUCGGCUGCUGAAGAGAGUGAUGCGAAGAUAUCUGAUACACAAACUCAUCACAAGGAAAGAGAAGCAGAUGGAAGCUUUCCGAGCAGCAGCAGGCUGAAGAGGGUGUCAUUGAUGAUGAGCCAGCCAACAGGGGAGAGGGUUGUGAAGGUGGUAGAGUGA
Messenger RNA from Brassica oleracea var. oleracea, 429 nucleotides. Its product is annotated as pre-mRNA-splicing factor CWC21-like. The record is from RefSeq and is a predicted model, not a curated record. Lineage: Eukaryota; Viridiplantae; Streptophyta; Magnoliopsida; Brassicales; Brassicaceae. The transcript has 2 exons. The coding region runs from base 1 to 429 and encodes 142 amino acids.